Eubalaena glacialis (North Atlantic right whale) is the source of this 2053-nucleotide messenger RNA. RefSeq names its product potassium inwardly rectifying channel subfamily J member 2 (gene KCNJ2). The transcript is spliced from 2 exons. Gene Ontology annotation, biological process: regulation of monoatomic ion transmembrane transport; potassium ion import across plasma membrane. NCBI's taxonomy places the organism in Eukaryota, Metazoa, Chordata, Mammalia, Artiodactyla, Balaenidae. Gene Ontology annotation, cellular component: plasma membrane. Gene Ontology annotation, molecular function: inward rectifier potassium channel activity. The coding region runs from base 290 to 1573 and encodes 427 amino acids. The record is from RefSeq and is a predicted model, not a curated record.
ACAGAGAUUGAGGGCGGGCCCUGCGAGAGCGAGCGAGCGGUUCAGCCUUCCGAGCAGUCUGGGCGCUUUGACCUGUUCUCUGGAUGUCAGCUGAGUUACUAAGGUGACUCUGCACGCCAGGAGAGAGACCUUGGUAGAAAGAACCUCCAGGCUCUUGGAGACCCCCAUCUCUCCUUCUUUUCUGUGUGUGUGGGUCUUCAUUGAACAUUCAAACCUGUUUCUCCAAAGGGUUUUGCAAAAACUCAGACUGUUUUCCAAAGCAGAAGCGCUGGCGUCCACAGCAGAAGUGAUGGGCAGCGUACGCACCAACCGCUACAGCAUCGUCUCUUCGGAGGAGGACGGCAUGAAGCUGGCCACCCUGGCGGUGGCCAAUGGCUUUGGGAACGGGAAGAGUAAAGUCCACACUCGACAGCAGUGCCGGAGCCGCUUUGUGAAGAAGGACGGCCACUGCAACGUGCAGUUCAUCAACGUGGGUGAGAAGGGCCAGCGGUACCUGGCGGACAUCUUCACCACGUGUGUGGACAUCCGCUGGCGGUGGAUGCUGGUCAUCUUCUGCCUGGCUUUCGUUCUCUCCUGGCUGUUUUUCGGCUGCGUGUUUUGGUUGAUAGCGCUGCUCCACGGGGACCUGGACGCAUCCAAGGAGGGCAAAGCGUGUGUGUCCGAGGUCAACAGCUUCACGGCCGCUUUCCUCUUCUCCAUUGAGACGCAGACCACCAUAGGCUACGGCUUCCGCUGCGUCACGGACGAGUGCCCCGUGGCUGUCUUCAUGGUGGUCUUUCAGUCCAUCGUGGGCUGCAUCAUUGAUGCCUUUAUCAUCGGCGCAGUCAUGGCCAAGAUGGCCAAGCCCAAGAAGAGAAACGAGACCCUGGUCUUCAGCCACAAUGCCGUGAUCGCCAUGAGGGAUGGCAAGCUCUGUCUGAUGUGGCGGGUGGGCAACCUUCGGAAAAGCCACCUGGUGGAAGCUCACGUGCGAGCACAGCUCCUCAAAUCCAGGAUUACUUCCGAAGGGGAGUACAUCCCCCUGGAUCAAAUUGACAUCAACGUCGGCUUUGACAGCGGCAUUGACCGCAUAUUUCUGGUGUCCCCCAUCACCAUCGUCCACGAGAUAGACGAGGACAGCCCUUUAUACGAUUUGAGCAAACAGGACGUCGACAACGCGGACUUUGAAAUCGUGGUGAUCCUCGAAGGCAUGGUGGAAGCCACGGCCAUGACCACGCAGUGCCGGAGCUCGUACCUGGCCAACGAGAUCCUCUGGGGCCACCGCUACGAGCCCGUCCUCUUUGAGGAGAAACACUACUACAAAGUAGACUAUUCGAGGUUCCACAAGACUUACGAAGUACCCAACACUCCCCUUUGUAGUGCCAGGGACUUAGCAGAGAAGAAGUACAUCCUCUCCAACGCUAAUUCCUUUUGCUAUGAAAAUGAGGUUGCCCUCACAAGCAAAGAGGAAGAAGACAGUGAAAACGGGGUCCCAGAGAGCACGAGUACGGACACGCCCCCUGACAUAGACCUUCACAACCAGGCAAGUGUACCCCUAGAGCCCAGGCCCUUACGGCGAGAGUCGGAGAUAUGACUAAUUCUUCCUCGGGAAUAGUUACUUUGAAACACAGUCUGUUGGUCAGAGGCCCAAAGCAGUUACGCAGACGACGGUACUGGUGAAGAGGUGGUUUGAGACAAGUGACCACGAGGGACUGAGGCUAGCACGGUGCUUUCAAAGAAAGACUGUAGGCUCAGAGAUGAACCUAAAGCACUAAACAUGCCUCCCCCCCGCCCCCCCCGUGACCCGAUGGCACAUAACACGUUGUAGAAUAAGUUAUGGGGUGUUUAUGUCUUGUCUUGUGUUUUCAUACCAAACUUGAACUUGCAGGCAAGCCUUGGUUGGUUGGGUAUUUGAUGUCUCCAGAACGCUUCUCUUUAGGGAACAAGAAUGUUUUUAAAUGGCAUCACAUUUUUAAAUGUUUUCAAGGCAAGACUCUGCCUUAACUUUUGAAAAGCUGCUAACUACACGAACACACGUUGUACUGUUGCAGUGUAGUUUUUCUUGUGUGUAAUU